Molecule: messenger RNA, 3250 nt
Organism: Pimephales promelas (fathead minnow)
Lineage: Eukaryota; Metazoa; Chordata; Actinopteri; Cypriniformes; Leuciscidae
Gene: prr5a
Product: proline rich 5a (renal)
Biological process (GO): TORC2 signaling
Cellular component (GO): TORC2 complex
Source: RefSeq, a predicted model, not a curated record
UACAAAUUUAAAAAUGAUAGGCUGCUUUCCAUUCUAACGUCUCGCUUUGUUCAAGUGUAUCUCGACCCUUCGCACAAUGGCGCGUACGCACGAGCUCGGGCGUGAACGCGCCCAGUCUGGACUGCCGUCUGGUCACAGUCUGCAACUCGGGAAGCGAAUAGGAGGGGCGAGUAUUGGGGAUGCCACGGGAAUGAUCCAUUAACCCCGCAUAAACCCACAUCCGCAUUUAUGGAUUAGUUUCUCCUGAAGUGUAGAGCGUCAUAUUUAUUGUUUCCGUCCUCACUGAAGUUACUUAAAUACCCCUGACUGCUCUUAUUCACUUUGCACGCGGACCACAUGACGAAGGACCAGAGAUGUUCUGAAUGAACGGAGGAUCUGGCAGCCUUUCGAUAACAAUGCUGGAGAACUUGAGCGGAGCCCACAUUAAUCGACCCGUCCCUAGAUCAUCCACGUUCAGCUUCUCUGCCCUGUUUGCUCUGCCACACCAUCUUCUCAUGGAUGGGAGCAGUCAUCCAUUCAGGAGGACUCUGUACCGCUUAAAGUUGGUGAGUUCUCCAAAUCUGAGUCAGCUGGGGAAAAAUGAGAAGGCUUCAUUGGAAGAGAGAGGAUCAGGCCCUAAUGCCACAUGGAACAGCAUUCACAACGCAGUUAUUGCUGUAUUCCAAAAGAAAGGACUGGCAGACAAUGAACUCUAUACGCUCAAUGAAGGCGUGAGGCAGCUAUUGAAAACAGAGCUGGGCUCGUUCUUUACUGAAUACCUCCAGAAUCAACUUUUAACAAAAGGCAUGGUCAUUUUACGGGACAAAAUAAGGUUUUAUGAAGGUCAGAAGUUAUUGGACUCUUUGGCUGAGACAUGGGACUUUUUCUUUUGCGAUGUUCUCAAUAUGCUUCAAGCCAUCUUCCACCCAGUACAGGGGAAGGAGCCGUCGGUGCGUCAGCUGGCCCUGCUGCACUUUCGUAACACCAUCACCCUUAACGUGAAGCUCGAGGAGGCUCUGUCCAGACCACGAGCCCGUGUUCCUCCCUCCAUCGUCCAGAUGCUUUUAGUGUUACAGGGGGUUCAUGAAUCCAAAGGUGUGAGUGAAGAAUACCUGAAGCUGGAGUCUCUGAUUCAGAAGGUGGUGUCUCCGUACCUGAGCACGCAGGGACUGUGUUCACAUGAGUGUGGCGCAUCUCACUGCUCGUGUGUGAUCGAGAGGCGUUUGCAGUAUUGCUGGUCCAAGUCUGCAGACCUGCCCUCCAGUAACCCAGUGGUGCGCUCCAAGAGUUACAACAUCCCCAUGCUGACCCCCGUGGCCGAGUACGACUCCGAAGUGAGCUCUGUGGGCAGCGUGGGCAUCCGGCGCCACUCCGCAUGCGAUGUCACUUCCUGCAUAGAGCACCAGGGCUAUUCGGCCCUGUCUGUGGGAAUAGAGACCAGCUCGACCCCCAGACUAUCCCUGGAUCACGAGCUCACCCUGUCCGGCGUGGUGCGAGGAGCCACGGGACAGCCCUCGCUAAUUUCUCCGCCCGUCUUCAUCCACACCUCCGCGGGGUGUCUGCACGCACCGGACGCCCAGGUGGCUUCACCCGAGGUGGACAAAGGCCUUCCGUCACCCCCGAGCUGCUCCUCCAGUCCGGAGACCAUUGUAAUGCAGGGGCUGGACUCACUGGAAUCGGAUCCUGACGGAGUCUUCAUCGACUUUUCCCACUGCCGCUCCGAUUCUUUUGGAACAAGCAGGAAAACUAGCUGAUGGAAUUAAUUGCUGUGAAAAAUCCAUUUCAGAUGAUUGAUCAUAAACUACUACUUUUUUUUUCUUUUUGUGAACUUGUGAAGUAGCUCUGUACCGUAUGUAUUUUUAAAAAGCCGAGGCUGCUUUGCGGAAAAAUGGGAGAGGACUUUGUUUAAAGCAAUUGUUUUCAUAAUGUUCUAAACCUGUGAAUUUUUCUUCAUAGUUUUUCAUCGAUAAUAGUCGAUUUUAAUUCGUAUGCAUUUUACUGUCUCUCAUUUUAUGUUUAAAGCUGCAGUCACAUUUACUGCUGGUGAAUUUUCAUGAGGAAAAUCCAGUCAUUUCAAUAGGAAUCCAUCUUUACAUUAUUGACAAUUGACCUUUUUAGUUCGCAAAAUGUGACUGCACCUAAAGUGAGCUUGUGUUAUGAGGUGACAGUAUCACUAAAUGUAGAAAUCUCUUCCAUUACUGUCACUCUUAAUCUCAUGCACUAUUUAUUGUCAUAGGGCUUUUAAAAACUACAUUUAGUGCUUAUAAAUCAUUGCCAAUCUAACCUGCACUCUUAAUGGUAUAAAAUGAAAUGUAUCUCUCAAUUUGUGAGAAUAACUAUUGCUAAUGACAAUACAGUGCAGAACAUUGUAUGUUCUCAAGCUUGUUGAUAUUUUAUGUGAUGAUUAUGAGCUGCCAGAGAGAAAACAGAGUUUGCUAAUUGAAUGUUAACAAAAACUCCCUUUUAGCUAGUUGAUAAAAUAGUUCAAAUGCAGGAAAAAAUAUGUGUUAGAUGAGACUGCAUAGAAAAUGUAUCUUAUUGGCUACAAGAUGUUAUUUAAUAAGGUAAUUUUAUAUAACAUUUGCUUAAAUUAAAAAGGCCAUUGACUGAUUUCUUUAUAAUUAAAUAGUUAAUUUAAACUGUUAAAUAGCCGUAGGCAUAAUUGGAUAAAUGUAUAUUCUAGAAUAGAAUAUAUGAAACAUUGUAAGGUAAAGAGUUGUUAUUUUUGUUUCUCUUAUUUUUAUGUAUGGAAGCUUUUUGACUUAGUUUAUAAAUUGAUCAAUUUCUCUGUAGUUUUAUAGAAAGAAAUUGAGCAUAGAUUUUUACACAAGGAACAUUUUUAGAAUUUUGAAAGGUUUACAGUGGUACUUUAAUACUUUGCACUGUCAUUUCUGAAGUCUGUGCUUUGUUUCAUACUGAAUUUGUUAUCAGCUUUCAUGUGUGCUGCUGUGGACAACCUCAACAAGAGUGAAUUUGUAGUAAGAUACUUUUAUGCUUCAUGUUUAUGACUGUUUCAGAGUGCAAGAGGAUGGCUCGGUUUUAUACGGGUCAGGCUCAUAUAUCUAUGUUUGUCUUUCUAGAUUUUGUUAUAAUUUCCUUUAGUCACUCUUUCGAUAAAAUGAACAGGUUUGCCGAGGAAAUAUGCGUGAAAACGAGAUAACUGGAGCUUGUAUUUGUUUACGUCCGGUGACGUUGAGCCGGAAGCAAGGUUUGAUUCGUGAAUGAAUCAUUCUUUUGAACCGAAUCUUUUGAAUAAAUAAGUUUAACCCUU